This is a messenger RNA of Rosa chinensis, 576 nucleotides long. RefSeq names its product ERAD-associated E3 ubiquitin-protein ligase HRD1-like. The transcript has a single exon. NCBI's taxonomy places the organism in Eukaryota, Viridiplantae, Streptophyta, Magnoliopsida, Rosales, Rosaceae. Gene Ontology annotation, molecular function: ubiquitin protein ligase activity; zinc ion binding. Gene Ontology annotation, cellular component: cytoplasm. Gene Ontology annotation, biological process: protein ubiquitination. Bases 1 to 576 code for a protein of 191 amino acids. The record is from RefSeq and is a predicted model, not a curated record.
AUGUCGUUCCAUGGCUACGAUCCCGGGGAUCGUAACACGGAUCUACAGGAUCAGAUUGUUACGCUUCUGUCCGACUCUAUACGUAUCACAAAAGAUAACCAGUCGACUAUAAUUAAAAAGGUAUUUCAGGUGCUUGCCCCGGACCCCAAGCUUUGUAUUUUUGUUCGUGUGGCGGAAGUGACUCUGCAGAUAGCGGAUGACAUUGACGCGGUUAUUACAAUGGAGUCCUUAAGAACAUAUAUUCCCAAGCUUAUUCCGGCAACCAAAUCAUCUAUUGAAGGUUUGGAGAAAGUAGGGCUUGAUAGCUGGGAAAUCAAAUCUAUUAUUAAACUGACACCAUCUUGUGUUAUUUGUAUGGAGGACCUUGAUUACUCUGUAGAAGAAGAAGAAGGGGUAGUUGAUCCUGAUCAUAAACGUCGUGGGAUCCUGAUCACUCGCAUGCCAUGUUUGCACUAUUAUCAUGAAGAUUGCAUUGUUCGUUGGCUGGAGAUCAAUCACUGGUGUCCCAUUUGCCGAUACCCAAUGCCAACUGGAAACCCUAACCCUAGCCUUAAUAAGAGAGCUAGGCUGCAUUAG